Messenger RNA from Puma concolor (puma), 432 nucleotides. NCBI's taxonomy places the organism in Eukaryota, Metazoa, Chordata, Mammalia, Carnivora, Felidae. The record is from RefSeq and is a predicted model, not a curated record.
AUGGGGAAGUUCCUAGAAACAAAAGGAGUUUUGGCAGCUGCUUGGGAAUAUUCCUUACUUAAAGUCCCCAUCCCGAGCAGGAAGAUAGUGGCAGCAAAGAAGAUGAAAAAGUCGCUGGAGUUGGUCAAUUCUAGUUUCCAACUCAUUAUGACAAGUGGAAAGUACAUGCUGGGGUACAAGCAGACUCUGAAAAUAAUCAGAUAUGGCAAAGUGAAACUGGUUGUCCUCGCCAACAACUGCCCAGCCUUGAGGAAAUCUGAGAUAGAAUACUGUGGCAUGUUGGCUAAAACUGGCGCCCAUCACUACAGUGGCAAUAAUAUUAAUUUGAGCACAGCAUGGAAGAAAUAUUACAGAGUAAGCACUCUGACUAGCAUUGAUCCAGGUGAUUCUGAUGUCAUUAGAAGCAUGCCAGAACAGAUUGGUGAAAAGUAA